Emiliania huxleyi CCMP1516 is the source of this 1924-nucleotide messenger RNA. RefSeq lists its product as hypothetical. The coding region runs from base 30 to 1823 and encodes 597 amino acids. The record is from RefSeq and is a predicted model, not a curated record. Lineage: Eukaryota; Haptophyta; Isochrysidales; Noelaerhabdaceae. The transcript is spliced from 3 exons.
CCUUGGCGGCUGUGGUUGUACCACCUCCUAUGGCCGACCUCUCCGACGUGGUCGGAGCCGAGAUUGACCUCACGGUCAUCUCCGGGCGGGGUCUCAUCCCCAAGGACGGCGGGUUUGGUUUCGGAGCACGGACGAGCGACCCGUACGUCGCGAUCGCGGCUGUCCUGCCGGCUGCACGGAGCGGCCGCGGCGGGCACUGCGAAGAGCUCGGCCGCACGGCUGUCAUCGCCAAGAACCUGAAUCCGCGCUGGGACCAGGCCUUCAAGUUCCACCUCCACGGGCGCCGCUUUCGGGGCGACAUGCUUUUGCGGCUGCGCGUGUGGGACUCAGACGCCAUGUCGGCGGAUGACCCGAUGGGGGAGGCGGUCGUGCCGGUGGGCGAUCUGCUCGGCGGGCAGGUGAUUGAGAGGUGGUACGCUGUGCGUCCGUACGCUGGCUGCAAAAAGGCAAGUGGCGACCUUCAGCUUCGCAUCUCGGCCGUGCUGCGCACGGCGCUCUCCGUCUCCUCACACCAAAGCGUCCGGCUCCCGCACGGCGUGCUCGGCGUGGGGUUGGGUUGGGACAUGCUAGGAGACGGCUCCGCGAUCGAUCUGGACGCCAGCUGCGUGGCUCUCUCCGCGCAGGGCGACCUGGUGAUGCGGGAGUGCUGUUACCACGCGCAGCUCUCGUCUGCUAGCGGCGCCAUCCGCCACUCGGGCGACGAGAGGGAGGGCGACGAGGACCUGGGCGAGGGCGACGACGAAGUCAUCACGCUCGACCUCUCGCGAGUCCCCGCCGCUGUGCACGCGAUCUUUGUCGUGGCGACCGUCGCUUCUUCGGGGCGCUCGUUUGCCGACGUGAAGAGCGCUCGGAUGCGGCUGGUGCAGUGGGAGUCUGGCGCAGAGCUGUGCCGAUUCGUCCCCGCGAUGAAGGGGGCGCACACGGCGCUGCUCAUGGCGAGGGUGGCGCGGCACGGAGGCGGCUGGGUGCUCUCUGCGAUAGGGGAAGUCGACCACACAGCCCGCGACUGGGGGACGCUCUUGCCCGAGUUUCGGCUGUACAUGGGCGACCUGUGCCCGGGGAUCACGGCCUCACCGGAGCAACGGAUCGCGGUCAUGCGUAAGGGCGGCAACAUCCGCCUGACCGACUACUGCGUGGGCGGCGUUCCGCCAGAGACGCUCGUGCUCGGACUUGCUUGGGAUGUCACGAACGGCCGCAAUGUUGACCUCGACGCGAGCGCGAUCCUGCUCGACCGCCAGCUGCGGCUGCUCGAUCUCGUCUUCUUCGGCAAGCUCCGCUCGUCGGACGGCUCCAUCCAACACGGCGGCGACGAGCGCGAGGGCGACGAGAAGGGCGACGACGAGAAGGUAUUCCUCACCCUCGGCAGCGUCGCCCCGGCUGUGGCGUACAUCGGCUUUGUCAUCAACUCGUACUCUGGGGAGGAGUUAGACGACGUGAGCCGCGCCUCGUGCCACCUCUUCGACCCGCGCAGCAUGCGCGACCUCGCAACCUUUGGCCUGAGCAACACGAGGUUCCUCGACAAGCACACCGCCCUCGUGAUGGGCGCCCUCUACCGCGAUCCUGGCGCGGAGUGGGGCUUCUUGAUCAUCUCCGAGGCGGCGCAGGGCCGCACCGCGCACGACAACGUCGACGAGCUGCAAGCCGCCCUCCGACGCAGACCACCUCCGCCACUUGCGCCAUCGCGGCCCCCGCCGGGCGCUGGAGCCGCGAUGCUUGCGAAUGCAACCGCCGCCGGGCUCGUACAAGGCGGCGUCGUGCAGGGCUUAGUGGUAGACGCGGAGGUGCUCAGCGUUAGUGCUGUGCCAAUGGGGCUGCCCGCAUGAGGGGUGUGGGAGGGUGCUGCAGUCGAGGAGUCUCAGGAGAGGGGUGACUGUGUGGAUACUUCGUAAGAUCAGGUAGGAAACCGAUAACAGUCAUAAAGUUU